This is a messenger RNA of Ilex paraguariensis (yerba mate), 1005 nucleotides long. NCBI's taxonomy places the organism in Eukaryota, Viridiplantae, Streptophyta, Magnoliopsida, Aquifoliales, Aquifoliaceae. The record is from the annotation of a GenBank genome assembly.
UUGAACACGUAUAGCAUAUGUCACAUACUCUCUGGUAUUACGAUAACCAGAAAUGAAUUGUAUCUGUCAAAAAAAAAUCCGACUCAAAGGAGCAAUACUAGCCACUAAGGGAUGAUAUGACACGUGGAAAAAAUUGGUUGGGUCUUAGAGAUGAGGCGCAAUCUCUCUAUCUAUCCAGGUUGUGUGGUGCAAUAGACAUAUAGUGAGCAAACAAUGAAGAUAUUAAUUUGUAUAUUCCUCAGAAAGUAUAUCAAACACACUCACCCUCCUGCCUGCAACUUCUAGUUAACAUUUUCCACUAGAUUUUAUCAUCUCUCUCUCUUCAAUUUACAAAUGGCCACCAUUACUGCUUGCACUACAACCUCAUCGGUCUCACGUCCUGCUCUCUUGCCCAAGGGAUCUGCACUACGUCCUACCCCGUCGGUUCUUGGGUUACCAGCAAUGGAGAAGGUGGGAAAAGUGAGGUGUUCCAUGGAGGAAAAGCCUGCAGUGGUAGAGAAUGGCUCAAAUAUUGGCAUGGGUGCUUCACUGAUUGCGGCGGCGUGCGCUGCAAGCAUGUCUAGCCCAGCCAUGGCUCUAGUGGAUGAGAGAAUGUCCACAGAAGGGACUGGACUUCCCUUUGGUUUGAGCAACAACACUCUUGUUUGGAUCAUUAUUGGUAUAUUUGGUUUGAUAUGGUCCCUCUACUUUAUCUACACUUCUACACUUGAAGAGGAUGAGGAGUCAGGAUUGUCCCUUUGAAUUUGAAACUCUUUUUAUGUUUUAUUGUAAUGAGUAAUGCUACUACGUUUUGUAUGGAUGUGUUUGUGUAUGUCUACUCAAUUGUAUUUUCCCCACUCUCCAUCUUCUUUGACUCCUUUUUCUUUGUUGUAUUUCUUCACCCCAUGCUCUCCUUAAUCACCGAGGCAAUAGGAAGUAUUUUGGCUUUGGUUGUUGGUUAACGCAACCCUUAUCUUUUAUUCGGGUAAAUUAUAUGUAAAUGCUUAUUGCAAAGGGGAUUGAUUU